Rotaria sp. Silwood2 is the source of this 302-nucleotide messenger RNA. The record is from the annotation of a GenBank genome assembly. NCBI's taxonomy places the organism in Eukaryota, Metazoa, Rotifera, Eurotatoria, Philodinida, Philodinidae.
AUGACUUCGACAGUGUCAAUCACAACUACGGCCGGCUCAAGCACCACUUCAAGUGAUACCAUCAUGACGUCGGCUGAUACAACCACGACUUCGACAGUAACAAUCACAACUACGACUGACUCAAGUACCACUUCACGUGACACAAUGAUGACGUCUGCUGAUACAACGAUGACUUCGACAGUAACAAUCACAACUACGACCGGCUCAAGUACCACUUCACCUGACACAAUAAUGCCGUCUGCUGAUACAACGACGACUUCCACCGCAACAAUCACAACCACGACGAGCCCAACCCCCACCUC